Molecule: messenger RNA, 2589 nt
Organism: Babjeviella inositovora NRRL Y-12698
Lineage: Eukaryota; Fungi; Ascomycota; Pichiomycetes; Serinales
Gene: ZCF32
Product: Zcf32p
Exons: 1
Coding region: 147-2456 (769 amino acids)
Biological process (GO): positive regulation of transcription by RNA polymerase II
Cellular component (GO): nucleus
Molecular function (GO): transcription cis-regulatory region binding; zinc ion binding; DNA-binding transcription factor activity, RNA polymerase II-specific
Source: RefSeq, a predicted model, not a curated record
GUCCAUUUAGUAGCGGCUGCUGCGCGUCUUGACCAUCUCUAGUCUUGGUUUUUCUGUAGGAUGACUAAAUCCUUUCAUCACGGAUAACCACUCAUCCCACGAUAUCUGUUAAGAGGCCCUUGGAAUAAUCAUACCGCAACAUUUACAUGUCUCACUCUGUCUCUGAUGAAAAGAAGAAACGGUCCCGAAAUGGCUGCCACAACUGUAAACGGUUGAAAAUCAAAUGCGACGAGCUCAAACCCACGUGCUCGUACUGCCAGAAGCGCAACAGCGAAUGCGACUACUCGGUAAAGUUGACAUGGGGUGGAAGGCCGUUCAAGAAGCCGAGACAAACGAAACAUGAUUUCUUUCAGGUCGAGCCAGCCAAUACCCCAUCUGCCGCACCCUGGAAUGCAUUUGACACUCGAACACCCAUCGGACCAAGGACACCGAAGGUGGAUGGCCUAACCAUGUCCCAAUUUCCCACACCGGUCACCCCAAUGGCCGUGACUUCUGUAACCCCGGCUCAUAUCCCCCCAGUUGCCUCAUCGCCAAUCGAAACCAUUGAAGAAUCCUCCUUCCAAUCGGGGAUCUCUAGCUUGAAUCAUUUGUGGACUAAACUAGAAUCCAUCACAAACGCGAGCGAUGCGCUAAAUUUACGCGAUUUCGGGGUCCUUGAUGAUUUACUUACGUCCAUGAAUGAUACAGUGCCCGCUCCGAUCGUACUGGAAGCAAAACCGGUAGAAAGCCUGCCGCCCCUAGAACAUACCGAGGAUAAUGCGUACGCGGUGGAUCUCGAAAAGGUGUGCGACUAUAAUAACACGUUUUCUGACGGCCUCAGCUUUAACUUACCGUCGUCCAUGGCGCUACGUAACCAGAACAACUUCUAUCUGGCGUCCCUUACGCUGCUUGACGACUCGGAUGAGCCGUUCACGUCGCUCUUUGAUAUCAACGACCCUAUCUCCUUUUUCCGGUCCAUCCCGCCUACCAUUAACCCGCUUCCGGAGAUUCUCCUCCAGGUGCCAUAUUACCGCGAGAUCUUUCACUUCUACACCGAAGUCACCGCUAGCAUGUUGGUGCCGGCCCCAGCCCACAUGUAUAAGGAGAACCCAUUUCGGGUUAUCCUUCCACGGAUGGCGAUGCAGUGUCUGCCAAUUCUUUGCGCAAUGCUUGCGUUUGCGGCGAAACACCGGUCGAUUAUCAUAGGCCAGGCGGUGCCAGUGGAGAUCAUCGACCAGUUGAUCUCGCGCAGUUUAAACGGAUUGAUGGCUGCGUUGCGAAACGAAUCCGAGAGCAAGAGCGACACCACACUAGCCACUGCCUUGUUGCUUCUCUGCUACGAGGUGUUCUCUCAGAACGAAACCGGCUGGAGGACCCAUUUUGUGGGGGCGCGGCGAAUCAUCCGUUCCCGGAAUGGCCACAAGUCGAUCACUAGCGAACCGGUCAACAGGGAAGAUACCCUUGGGGCUGAGACCCCAGGUGACGUAAUGCUCAGCCUUGACGGGACUAGGAUGGUAGGGCAGGUGCAACGAAGCUACACAAGAAGCUUAGACGUGCACCGGAAAGUGCACCGAAACCCCCUCAAGCGUGAGAGCAACAUCGGGUUCUUUCUCAUCCGCUGGUUUGCGUAUAUCGACGUAAUUGGAGGCUUAGCCUCAGCCAAGCCGUGGAGAAAUCCGCCGUCCAGAUACGUGCCGAAUAAUGAUGAUCCCGAGGUUGAUGAGGACGACUUUAUGACCGACGUCUGCUUGAGGGACGAGACAGAGAAUGAUAUGACGGAUUUCGAGGAUAUAGACCACUUCAUGGGGUUUGAUAUCAAGUUUGUUCCCAUCUUGGCCGAUAUAGUGGCCCUCAUAUCCAAACGAGAGAACGUGGAGGCAGACGAGAUUCUUGGUACGUUGCCUAUAAAGUUGGUUACGGAAGCCUUGGAGGCCAAGAGCCGGUUGAUGGAUUGUUUCGAGAUUGGCGAAAAGAAGCGAGAAAAGCGACACCAGAAAAUUCUAGAGCUCCGCCGCAAAAAGCAAGAGGAGCGCCAGCAGUCCACCACGCCCCCAGACGUGAAUUCCCCCACCACAGCCACAUCGGAGGCAACAAAGAUCAGCGAAAACGUGUUACGCUCAACCAACCGCGUGUUUGCUUACAUGGGGCUCAUCAACUUGUACCGUCGUGUGCUCUGUGUGCCUACGGAAUCACCAAUAAUUCAGCAGCAUGCGAAAGAUAUUGCUGACGCCUUCAAGAGCAACAUUCCAGCCUGUUCUAACGCCGAAGUCUGCUGUUCGUUUGCUCUUUUUACAGCGGGCUGUGAGGUGAUGGACCCAGAGUACCGCAUCUUUUUCCAGGAGCGCUUUACCGCCAUGUCCAAGGUCGGCAACAUUGCCGCGAACACCGCACUAGAGGUGAUGAUGCAGUGCUGGGAGUCCGGGAAAUCGUGGAUGAGCAUCCUCAAGGAGCAGGAUAUCGUAUUGGUGUUCUUCUAAAGGGUGUAGAGGCCAAGAGAUUGCAUGUUUUUUUUUUCAGAGACGAAAGGAGUACCUUUAGACUGCCCAGAACUUGUGUAUGUAUUGUUACAAGCUUGAAUGACUGUUUGGUGUAUUUUUUUUGCAUUUCGGC